AUGCCAAGACAUUCUUCCAGCUCUAGCAGAAGCCAUAGAAAGAAGCAUAGCAAGAAAUACAGGAGACAUUCAAGUUCUUCUUCUUCAUCGUCGGAUUCGUCAUCAGAGAGACAUCAUUCAAGGAGAAGAAGAGGUCAUCACAGUCAUCGUUCAAGAUCACCUCGCCCACGUUCAUCGAGUCCUGUCAAGAAGGUGUUUAUGAAUGUACAAAUUCAAAUUCUAAAAGCGAAGCCCAUCUAAUCCACAUCAAGCGCAGAGACAAUCAAAGAAUAUAGGGCCUAACAUAAUAUCUUCAUUCGAUCUCAACAUGUAAAUGUCCCAGAUCCUAUCAUGAGAUUUGAGGAUGUUUAAUGUUUCCCACAGAUAUUGAUGGACUUGCUGUUGAAGGCCGGUUUCAAAGGACCCACUGCCAUCUAAGCCCAAGGAUGGUCUAUUGCACUAACUGGACAUGACCUCAUUGGAAUAGCGCAGACGGGUUCUGGCAAAACUCUUGCCUUCCUUCUACCAGCGAUUGUCCACAUCUUGGCACAGGCGAGAUCCCAUGAUGCAAAAUGUUUGAUAUUGGCUCCCACCAGAGAAUUGACAUUGCAAAUAUAUGAGCAAUUCUAAAAGUUUUCAGUGGGAUCUCAACUUUACGCAGCCUGUCUUUAUGGAGGACAAGAUCGCUACAUACAGAAAAGUCAAUUGCGUAAAGGCCCUUAAGUUUUGAUUGCUUGUCCAGGGUUGUACCACCCUCAAAUCGCCGAUCGUAUGCUCGACAUGGGUUUUGAGCCCUAGAUUCGAAAGGUCGUUGAUCAAAUCCGUCCCCAGAGAUAAACUAUGCUUUUUUCUGCCACCUGGCCAAAGGAAGUUCAAAAGUUAGCCCUUGACUUUUGUAAACAAGAGCCAGUCCACAUUUAAAUUGGGAAUGUGGAGCUGACCUCAAACAAGAUGAUUAAAUAAAUCGUCUAUGUGAUGAAAGCAAUUGAAAAGAAUUAAAGGUAUAAUCAAACUAUUGAUGAUCAUCAAUAUCUUUGUUAUUUGAAUAUAUUAAGGUUGCUCUAUUUGUUGAAGGACAUCGCACACAAAAAAAUAUUGAUCUUUUGCUCCACCAAGAAGGGUUGCGACUAACUUUAAAAGACUCUAGACAGAGAAGGAAUUCGAUGUCUCGCAUUACAUGGAGAUAAAAAGCAGAGCGAGAGAGAUUACGUUAUGAGUCAUUUCAGAAAUGGCAGAUCUACAGCCCUCAUAGCAACUGAUGUUGCAUCAAGAGGAUUAGACAUAAAGGACAUAGAAAUCGUUGUAAAUUAUGACAUGCCCAAAGUAAUAGAAGAUUAUGUACACAGAAUUGGAAGAACUGGUCGUGCUGGAGCCAAUGGUCAGUCGAUUUCAUUCUUUGCUUCAGACGAAGAUGCCAGAAUGGCCAAGGACUUAGUGGAGAUUCUCAGGGAAUCCUAAAAUGACAUUCCUUAUGAAUUGAGAAGUCUGGUGGAUCAAAAUAAUAAGGGAAAUAAUUACAAUCCUUAUAGAAGAUGGAAUUCUUCAGGAUCCAGACAUAUUCAAUAGCCGUUCAUGUAGCAUCAGCAUCAAAAUUAAAAUUAAAAUCAACAUCCCCAUCCACAUCAACAUCAACUUCAACAUUAGCCAUCUCAUUAUCCAUCUUCAUGGUCAUUUUAAACAUUCAAUCCACAAUUUCUUUAGUAGAUAAAUCCAUAUCAAAUUUGAUGUUUUCAUAAAUAAAUAUUUUAUAAAUUAGUAA
Molecule: messenger RNA, 1738 nt
Organism: Paramecium tetraurelia
Lineage: Eukaryota; Ciliophora; Oligohymenophorea; Peniculida; Parameciidae
Exons: 7
Cellular component (GO): ribonucleoprotein complex; cytoplasm; nucleus
Molecular function (GO): RNA binding; ATP binding; RNA helicase activity
Source: RefSeq, a predicted model, not a curated record